Cuscuta campestris is the source of this 2336-nucleotide messenger RNA. NCBI's taxonomy places the organism in Eukaryota, Viridiplantae, Streptophyta, Magnoliopsida, Solanales, Convolvulaceae. The record is from the annotation of a GenBank genome assembly.
GGCCUGGAUUUCUGCAUCGUCGCUUCUUCUCAAAUAUGAUUUUGGCUUUUGAUUUGAGCACCGAAAAGUUUCACGUGAUGAAUUAUCCCAAAACUUUAGUUCAGUUUGCACCUCAAAUGUCCUUGAUCAAAUAUGAAGAAUCCAUUGCAGUGGUUACAAGUGGAAGCUUUGAAGACAUUAAUGACGAGCAACUUGAAUUGUGGGUCAUGAAGGAAUAUGGUGUAGACAGUUCUUGGACUAUGGUGUUACAUUCAAUUGACGAAAAUGGAAAGCUGGUUUUUUAUGCAAGCUUGAAUGAUGUGUUCGGGGUUAGGAAGAACGGGGAAGUUUUAUUGACAGUGUAUGGGAAGGAGGAGGAGAAGGAGCUAGCUACACUGAGUUUGAGCUGCCACCAACAGGAACAUAAGCAGCAGCCGAAGCGUCUAAUUGGAAAAAUGAACAGUCUUUAUGAUGUGUUUGUCGGUAGCUACUUGGAGAGCCUGGUAUUACUUGACAAAGGGGAAAAAGAUAACUAUUUACCUCCUGAAAUCAUCACGCUCAUCCUCCAGAGACUCCCUGUGAAAUCGGCGGUGAAAUGCACCGCUGUUUGCAAGACCUGGUACGCUCUCAUCAAGCAUCCCUCUUUCAUUUCCAAUCAUCUGCAGCAGGCUGCGUCUCUUCGUGACGAUCUUCUCCUUCUCCGAUUCACCAGAGAUGACAAAGAAUUUUAUCAAUUGCGUCGCGAUAAUGAUGCCUUUGAGGAGUACAAGCAGUUCCAUGUACCAUUCGAGUGUGGUGGAUUUGGGGUUUUUAGAAUUGUUGGUACAUGUAAUGGGCUGAUUUGUCUCGCAGAUAUUUGGAGUAAUUCUUGCAAAUUCAUUUUAUGGAAUCCUUCCAUUCAUAAGCAUUUCACUUUGCCCAAGAUUGAUUUCACCUACAUUCUACCUGAUGAAACCUUCCUAGGUUUUGGGUUUGAUUCGGCAUCUGAUGACUACAAGGUACUUCUAGUUGUGGCUCGGGGUUACAACGAAGAUUUGACUGAAGUUUGGUUGUUUUCCUUAAACCGGAAUUCUUGGACGUGGCUUAGUGAAGUUUGUCCCAAGCAUAGUUGUGGUGGAGUUAGGGAGGCAGCUUUUGUGAGAGGUGUUUUGCAUUGGCCUGGAUUUCUGCAUCAUUUGACUGAAGUUUGGUUGUUUUCCUUAAACCGGAAUUCUUGGACGUGGCUUAGUGAAGUUUGUCCCAAGCAUAGUUGUGGUGGAGUUAGGGAGGCAGCUUUUGUGAGAGGUGUUUUGCAUUGGCCUGGAUUUCUGCAUCGUCGCUUCUUCUCAAAUAUGAUUUUGGCUUUUGAUUUGAGCACUGAAAAGUUUCACGUGAUGAAUUAUCCCAAAACUUUAGUUCAGUUUGCACCUCAAAUGUCCUUGAUCAAAUAUGAAGAAUCCAUUGCAGUGGUUACAACUGGAAGCUUUGAAGACAUAGAUGACGAGCAACAUGAGUUGUGGGUCAUGAAGGAAUACGGUGUAGACAGUUCUUGGACUAUGGUGUUACAUUCUAUUGACGAAAAUGGAAAGUUGGUUUUUGAUGCAAGCUUGCAUGAUGUGUUCGGGGUUAGGAAGAACGGUGAAGUUUUAUUGACAGUGCAUGGGAAGGAUCGUGAAAUGGAGCUAGCUACACUGAAUUUGAACUGCCACCAACAGGAACAUAAGCAGCAGCCGAAGCGUCUAAUUGGAAAUGGGAACGAUUUUUAUAAAUUGUUUGUCGGUAGCUACUUGGAGAGCCUGGUAUUACUUGACAAAGGGGAAAAAGAUACCGAGGGGCAGCCUGAAUCUGAAUGAAAGUGAAAUGACAUUAGCAAGUAAGUGCAACAUCUCUUCUUUUUCGUAUAUUUCCUCUGCAACUACUUAACUGGAACUGGUAUGUGUUUGAUAUACUAUCCUAGGAGUGUUUCUGUUUCAACUUGUGAACGAUAAUGUGGUCUCGUUAGAAGCCUCAUGUUAAUGUUCUAUGGCAGACAUAUUUCCCUUUAAUUGUCUUACACAAUACUUACUUCUUAUGUUAGAUGCUUGUAAUGCCUUUUUGUGCUAUUCUGCUACGCAGUAGUUACUUCUGAUAUAUACAAUUGAUGUUUGAGGGCGCACUUCCGCGGCCGUUUUCCAGAGGAGGAAAAGGAGCGUGAGAAGAAGAACUAGGGUUUGGGGAAGUUUGGUGUAUUAUUUUGCCCUCUCAUUAAGUAGUAGUACACCCCUUAAACAAAGUUCAAGAGUCCACAACCUAAAAAAAUACUCCGUACUAGUUUGCUAUCAUGUCGGUUCAAGAAAAGCAUCGAGGUAAAAAACCGAAAAGAAAUCUUUGAAGGAGUU